Porites evermanni is the source of this 336-nucleotide messenger RNA. The record is from the annotation of a GenBank genome assembly. Lineage: Eukaryota; Metazoa; Cnidaria; Anthozoa; Scleractinia; Poritidae.
AAACACAAGGCUUAUGAUAAGAGAACCCCAGGUCUUUUUAAAGUUGAGUGGGAGGGUCAAGGGAUUGUGGGGUUGUGUAGCAAGACCUAUUAUUGCUUUGGGGCGAAAGAUAAGUUUUCUUGCAAAGGAGUUAACAAAAAAUGUAACAAGAUUAACAAAGCCAAUUAUUUACAAGUGUUGCUCACAAAACAGAAUAGUUCAGGUGUUAACAGGGGUUUUCGUGUUGUUAACAACACAAUGUACACUUAUGACCAAGUUAGGGAUGCGUUCUCGUAUUUUUACCCAAAACGAAAAGUUUGGGCUGAUGGAGUUAGCACCACUUCACUCGACAUUUAA